Penicillium manginii is the source of this 918-nucleotide messenger RNA. RefSeq names its product methyltransferase tpcM (gene tpcM). Lineage: Eukaryota; Fungi; Ascomycota; Eurotiomycetes; Eurotiales; Aspergillaceae. The coding region runs from base 1 to 918 and encodes 305 amino acids. Gene Ontology annotation, molecular function: S-adenosylmethionine-dependent methyltransferase activity. The record is from RefSeq and is a predicted model, not a curated record. The transcript has a single exon.
AUGAACCACAACGGUACAAUUUUCAAGCAAGACAAGGCUUUCUGGAAUAAUUACUUGAAAGGUCGACCCCAGGCACCUGACUCUUUCUUCACACGCAUUUUAAACUACCAUCAGGCCCACGGAGGAAAAUUUGGCAGAGUCCAUGACGUCGGCGCCGGCAAUGGUCCUUAUUCCGAGACACUACGCUCCAGAUUUGAACAUGUCAUAGUGUCAGAUAUCGUAGCCAAAAACAUUGAUUUGGCUCAGGAUCGCCUUGGGACCUAUGGAUUCAGCUACCGCAUAGCGAAGUUGGAGGAAGCGGAUGAUAUCCCUGCCGGAAGCGUUGAUAUGGUCUUUGCAACGAAUGUGAUGCAUUUCCCCGAUCAGGAGAUGGGGAUGGCUGCCAUAGUGAAGCAGCUGAAACCUGGCGGCACCUUUGCCUGUGCAACCUUUGGACCCGCUCGUUUCGAGAAUACGCAACUACAGGAUUUGUGGCAGCGAAUCAGCUACCAGGGUGGUCGGGAGCUUCUCAAAAAGUCGGAACACCCCAUGCAGCUCAUUAAUGUUAUGGCCAGAACAGAGGAUGAUGCCAAUAUUGCUCCUCUGGAUACACGGUUUUUUGCACCGGGGGCGAAGCGCGUGCACCUGAAUAUGGCCAAUGGGGGGAUUGUUGGACUCCUGCCACCUGAAAAUGCGCAUCUAAACAUCGAGCCAAAUCAUACAGGAGCUGAUGAUGAGAUCUUGUUUGAGGACGAAAAGGGAUGGAGUUUUGAGAAAGACCUGAAUGGUGUCAAAGAGCAUAUCUGCUCAUUUCCGUUUGUAUCUGAGAAUCUGGACGCCUUCACAGACCUCUUUGUGGAGCUAGACAAUCUGCUCGGGGAUGGGAGAUUAGUUAGAGGCUGUUGGCCUGCGAAGAUAGUACUAGCAACCAAACGUUGA